ACAUUCCUUCUCCGGCCCAUCCUGUAUCUGUAUACUCCAAGGAUACUGUGCUGGUGACGAUCUAGCCGCCCUCGGUUUUGCGAGCAUGCUUGGCUUGAUUGGUUCAACUGGUUGACAAAUAUCUAGUUAGUGGAAAACAGGACAGCCCGAGAACAAGGGGCAUCUGAAGUCGGGCACAGGCUCCGGCUUCGACUUACAUCCUCGUAAGCAAGACUGUUGGACCGAGAGAUCUUCAAAAGGAGCUAGACUUCUCGAGAGUGAGAGAAUGGAACAUACAACAUCGCACUCUCCCAAAUCCCACACGACAAACUCAUCACCGGCCUCGACCACGGUGACAACGCCUGACCAAUCCCCAGGCGCGGAUGAGGAUAUUUGGGAUACAUCGUCUGACCAUGAUCAGCUUGGUCUCAUUCAUUCUGAACAAAGCGAAGAGGCUGGUGGAUUGGUAGUUCCCACGGGAGAGCGAAGGCGAGGACGAGGCGAGAUACUAAGCGACCUACCUCAACUUCGGAGGCAGCAUAUGACGGAUGGGUACCGUGAAGGUCUAGCCGUGGGGAAAGCGAGUGUCAUGCAAGACGGGUUUGACGCCGGGUAUCCGUUCGGUGUCCAGAUCGGAUUGAGGGUCGGUGUGGUGCUGGGUGUGCUUGAGGGGAUUGUGGAGGGGCUGAGAAAGUCACCUCCCACGACUACUACGACUCCUGCUUCCUCGUCGUCGAUCUCGUCUUCGUCGGCCGGGCUGAGGAGGAGUGCGUCUGCGUCCGCGUCCGCGUCCGCGGGGACUCAAACUACUACUACGACAACGGCAAACACCACCACCGCUUCGAAGAAGAAUAUUGCUGCUGUGGAAGGUGGAAGCAGCAGCGGCCGCGCCACCGAUGCGAGUUGCACUGAUGAUGCGACUGGCAAGGCUGCUGUACCCGACAUCAAGUUCGUGGAGCAACUGUACGAGCAAGCCAAGCGGCAACUGAAGAUUUCGGAACUGCUAAGGGGCUUGGACGAUGAGAUGGUCGAUCGGAUGGGGCGUGUCAAUUCCCCAAACGAUCCAGGCACCAUCCUGACAGGUGAACGACCAGGAACGAACGACGAGAACACUCAGGGUCUUCUCCCAAGCGCGAUCGAAGAGAUCGUUGCACGGUGGGAGGACACGGUGUUGGGAAGUCUAGCCGCGAGAACCGCUCAGGCGGAGAUGGCUAGUCAUGUUAGUGGCCAGCACACUGACACGCAGAGAACUUCGUGAUAACAAAACGGGCGCACUGAAAUCAGAACGACCGAUGAAUGAAAUCCAAUCCGUUGUUGAGGGUGGGAGUGGGCCAAAAGAACGCAACCUUCGUGGCGGCAAGGCUGGAUAGUAUUCUGUCCUACAUCUAUACAUUACAGCAACCUUCACUCUUCGCCACUCACACCGCCUUACAGUCUACCGCACCAAAACUAACUCGACAGGUCAUAUUUAAAGGUCAGCCAACCUUCCUCUGAAUCGGCCGAUGGUAGAGGCCUCGUGUCGCACUCUGUUAGAUUUACCUAGGUGGUCUAGCGGUAUGUGUCCGGGAUUGCCCCUCGAAGGUAGGCCAGUUUUGGUUGGCGGGCGGGGCCUCGUCUUCUACGACAGAGAAGGGAAUCCGGGGUAGAGCAGCAGGUGUGAGCAGACACCUUGGCCCGUUGACUUUUUGCUCCCUCUGAUUCUUCAUCUUUUGGCGGGUGGGAGAGGAUUUUAGAUCGACUUCUGUGGGUCGAGUUCGGUAUCGUGCGGCAGAAUGGAGGUUUGUAGACCAUCCGGUGUCUGUUUGGCGGACAGAUCGGGUGCGAAACCAUCGAUACGCAAUAGGGGCUCAGAACACUCGCUCACUAAAAGGCUCUAUUAACCUGCUUCACACCGUGCCAUGUUCGACGAGCCUCGGGCUAGGAUUACAGCCAACAGAACACUGUCGAGGGCACGGCUGACAAAUUACAUCAGAGCAGAGGAAAUACCCGGUGGAAUGAGGGUGAUUAAGCAGUCAGUCACUGCCAACUCAUCUUCUCAUGAAUGAAG
Messenger RNA from Exophiala xenobiotica, 2026 nucleotides. RefSeq lists its product as uncharacterized. The record is from RefSeq and is a predicted model, not a curated record. The transcript has a single exon. Lineage: Eukaryota; Fungi; Ascomycota; Eurotiomycetes; Chaetothyriales; Herpotrichiellaceae. The coding region runs from base 266 to 1237 and encodes 323 amino acids.